This is a messenger RNA of Fopius arisanus, 2761 nucleotides long. RefSeq names its product cilia- and flagella-associated protein 69-like. Gene Ontology annotation, biological process: positive regulation of flagellated sperm motility. Gene Ontology annotation, cellular component: non-motile cilium; sperm midpiece. Bases 33 to 2723 code for a protein of 896 amino acids. The record is from RefSeq and is a predicted model, not a curated record. Lineage: Eukaryota; Metazoa; Arthropoda; Insecta; Hymenoptera; Braconidae. The transcript has 7 exons.
UGGAAGAGAUUUUCAGAAAUAAUUGUGAUAACAUGGAGAAGAGACUGGAGCCUCUGGAUAAUUUCGCCAUGCAAUUUAGAGGAGACACUUCGAAAACAAAAUUGAAGAAAUUAAGGAAGUUAAUACGCGAUCCGAUUACAGCUGAUAAUUUAUUAUGGAUUGAUAAACUUCUUUGUCAGUUUUUAAAGGAAACAGGGAGUGAGGGAUUUAAAGUCAAAGAUUUGCCCGACAUCGUUGUAGUCCUAGAAUUCUUAGGAUGGAGUGCAAGAGAGACCCCAGAAUAUGAAAAACAUCUAAUGAAAUUAUUAGAAAUGAUAGGUCGUCCCCCAGGAGUCGAUAAAUUUUCAGAGAACCUCACGAGUUUCGAAACUCUGGAGCACUACUUCACACAUUUAGGAUGUUUAAUUAUUCUCAUGCCAGGAAAGGAACAAAUUGUAAAAAUCCUUCGAUCCCUCCAUGAAUUAUUCACACGACCAAAUCGCGUCGACGUUUCGGCAAUAAAAUUGCAGUACUUGUACGAAUCCGUGGAGAACUCCAGUCUCCCAGAGAUUUUAUCAAGACUAAUUAAUCCAUGUCCUCCAGACAUCCGGAGUAAUCUUCUGGAAGUUAUCUCUGACUUAGUGAAGGCUUCAGAAGUCUGCUGUCACAAAAUGCUAAACGAAGAUAUCGUGAACUCCCUCAUACUCCAAUUAACAAUUUCAUACCAGAAAUUUCAUGAGAAAAAUACGAGGGACGAGCUGGUCCUCACGAUACAAGUCCUCUGGAUGCUGAUCAAGUCAGCCCAAUCCUCUGGAGAUCUGCCCUCAACCUGGAAAAAUUCCUCUCCUCAAAAUCAUGAAGUUAUGACGUGUUUAAAAAAUAUCUUCAUGGAGAUCGUUGACGAUUCCUCAUCAGACUCUCAUGUGAAAACGAUUCGAAAUGAUCUGGCAAUGAUUCUUCUCGGUGGGUUCGUAGCCAAAGCCCCUUGGAACCUAAUCAAGUGUGGAUUAGCGACAGAUAUAAUAAUCUUAUCAAAAUCCCUUCGAAUUCCUCGGACCCAAGAAGAUCUAUUCUUCACAAAAACACUGCUAGCUCUUCUCUGCCACUUCACCACCUCACCCUUCUGCAUUUCUAUUAUGACGCAAAACGCAGUGAUUCCUGGAAUUCUGGGACUCCUGGGCAUCGACGAGGGAUCGAGAGUCCCAAAAAGGUCUUCCUAUUCAUCUCAAUUGCUUCCCUCCGUCAUGAGAACCCUCUCGACACUCGUACCUCAGCUCCUGCAUGAUUUCCUAGAGUCCCAGGGCCCACAGAAGCUGCUAAUCAUGUUGGAAUGGAGCGUCACGAUGGGCCUGAACUCCUCGAUUGCUUUGGAAACCUUGAGAACAAUUUAUUCAAUAAUAUCUCUUCAGAUUCCAGAUUGUAUGAUGCAAUUCAAAGCUGCUGGAAUUCUCACUGCACUCGUCAACUUGACAAACAGAAUAAUAACUCUCGAAGAAUUAACUCUCCAUUCCCAAACCCUCUUAACUCUCCUGAUCAUGACCCUGGAUCACCUCCAACGUGCCAAUUCCUCGCUCUCGUCCUGCGAGGAUUCCCUAAAAAUUAUCGAGAAGCUUCUGCAGCGCUGCCAAAACCCCGAGGACUUCGUCAUCAAUGACAAACUACUCAUUUCCCUGGGGUCCUUCACCUGGACCUGCGUAACAGCUUCUUCAGAAGCUCUCCAAAAAUUCAUAGAGCGUGGAGGAACUUAUCUGAUUCUCGAUACCCUGGACAAGUCCCAUCGACAUCCUCAGAACAUUUUUAUGGGAAUUCUAUCAGACAUGUGUGUAAAUUCCCACUGCAUUCCCCACCUGUGCACCUGGAGAGGCCUAAACAAGUCCAAAGGACUGCUAUCUUUGUUAUCCAGACUCUGGAGGGAUGAGGAACGGAGGAUAGGUGUGAAGAGGACACCUAGGGGAUGCAUCGAGGACAUCGAGCUGCCCCUGAUGGGGAGGAUCCAGUGGAGGAAUACCUUCUACACGAAAACCAUCGAGAAUUACUCUCCGACGUUGGAGUCGUGGGUGGGAUCGGUGAGACCGAAAAUCUACAGUAUCAGGAAGCAGCUGCUGGCGAAUGCUGAAGUCUAUGAAAUCGUGAGGGAUCAUUACAAAAUCCUUGCGGAGGAUCUGUCACCGGAGGAUGAGAUAACCCUCUGCAUUGUCGAUCAGUUCUUCAGGUUCAGUCGGGGUCAGGUGUGGGGAGAGGUCCUCAGGUAUUUGAAGCAGAAGGGGGUUAACCCUUUGGGAGCUGAUGGGGAAAUGCUCCUGGUGAUGUGUCAGAGGCAUCGAGAGUGUGGGCUCUACGUCAGGGAUUGUCAGGAGAGGAUCAUCUGGGGGCAGGAAAAAAAAGAAAGGGCGAGGGAAGUCCAGGAGAUCAACAGGUUCAGGGAUGCUAGGCUCAUGGCUGCUCUGGAGGCAGCUCAAACUGUCGACUUCAUCGAAAGAACUGCAGAUAGGGAUUACAGGGUUGAAAGAAAAGAGAGACAAGAAGCUCAGGUUAAUCAGGGGUUGAGGUUUCCUCACGGCGUCAUCCCUAGUGACUGUCAUAGGACCUAUCCCGAAAAUUGGAAUGUCACUACAAUUUUUAACCAAGUGCACAGGAUCAAGACAGCCCCAUCCUUCCCUGACCCUGACAAUGUCGAGAGAGCUUCUCCGAGGAGCUUAACGCCAGCUGUUUCCUGUGAAUUUUCUGAUGACUGGGAUUACUAAUAAAUAAAAUAUUUUGUGAAUUGAAUUAAAUUGACUGA